Photinus pyralis (common eastern firefly) is the source of this 959-nucleotide messenger RNA. Its product is annotated as Golgi phosphoprotein 3 homolog sauron-like. Lineage: Eukaryota; Metazoa; Arthropoda; Insecta; Coleoptera; Lampyridae. The transcript has a single exon. Gene Ontology annotation, biological process: retrograde vesicle-mediated transport, Golgi to endoplasmic reticulum; Golgi vesicle budding; Golgi organization. Gene Ontology annotation, molecular function: phosphatidylinositol-4-phosphate binding. Gene Ontology annotation, cellular component: cytosol; trans-Golgi network; Golgi cisterna. The coding region runs from base 82 to 912 and encodes 276 amino acids. The record is from RefSeq and is a predicted model, not a curated record.
AUUCCACACGGGGAAACAAAAACCACAAGAAAAUAAAUAUUGUUGUCAAGUAAAACGUCAAAGUAAAUUUCUACACCAAUUAUGACACAUUUAGGUUUAUUUCAACGCAAACAUUUGAGUUCUUCCGAAAGUCAUUUAUUAGAAAAUUGUGUGCUUGAAGACCCAGAAGAUCCCUCGGGUGUGAGACUAACACUAACCGAACAAGUGUUUCUUCUCGGGCUUAAGGAUCGCGAAGGUUACGUGUCGUUUUGGAACGAUUACAUUUCAAGGGGACUUCGCGGGUGCAUUUUGAUCGAUUUGUUCUUGCGCGGAAGGAUCAGACUGGUGGAUAGAGCUGGUCGUGCAAAGUCUGUGUUAACUCGUAAAGUGGUUUUGACAAAUGACGUGCCAACUGACGAUCCGUUGCUUGACGAGGUGCUAAAAUGGAUUAAAUUAAGCCAGGAACCGCACACCGUACCGGAGUGGAUCGACUACAUGUCCAGUGAGAAUUGGUUCCAACUUAAGUAUCGUUUGCGGAAUGUACAAAAUCGCAUCGCGAAGGCUCUAGUGGAGAAAGGCGUGUUGAAGACAAGUAUUCAAAACUUCUAUUUGUUCAGUAUUACUACGCAUCCUCUUUUGGAAAAUGUUACAAAGGCGAAGAUUGUGACAAGCUUACAAAAUGCAAUUUUAAAGAAAUGGUCGUACGAUGCGAUUCGUAUGGAUAAAAAGCUACUGGCACUAAUAUUUUUGGCGCAUGCUAGUGGGGUACUUGAUAACGCGCUGGAAAGCCUCGGAAAUGAAGAUUAUCGCAUCUGUAAGACGAGGAUUGUAAAUUUGUUGCGGUUAGACUUCGAAAGACAGGCGUACAAAUCCGAUGAAGAUGCCCUUAUGUGGGCUGUAAUUUAUGCCUUAGCGAAAAAUGAUUAUAUCUGAACUGUAGUCCACAAUAUUAACAGCAAUAAAAUCACUGUUGUAAGGUG